Messenger RNA from Medioppia subpectinata, 464 nucleotides. The record is from the annotation of a GenBank genome assembly. Lineage: Eukaryota; Metazoa; Arthropoda; Arachnida; Sarcoptiformes; Oppiidae.
AAACGAUCAUGUUAGUUGCACCGCAAGUAACCUUAUUGAUGGGCACAACGGGCACGAAGUCGUCGAUCGCACAGCAUAUCAGCGAAGGGGACGAGAUAUUUAUGAAGUGUCAGAUCAGUGCUCAUCCGCACACAUAUGUCAUACAAUUCUUCUUCAAUGGCACACAAAUUGUUGACAAUUCUGACGGGGUGUUCAUUAAUAACUCAAGUCUCGUAAUAAAGAGCGUUCGUCGACAGCAUUCCGGACGCUAUCAGUGUUUCGCCAAUAACUCCGAAGGCAGAGGAGAGAGCAAUGAAUUAGUCCUCGCAGUCACCUACCCGCCGGUGUGUCGGUCGCACAAGCGUGUGUUUGGGGCGGCGUUGGGGGAGGCGGUGAAGAUCCCGUGCUCUGUGACGGCCGAACCGCCGGACGUGGCCUUCCAGUGGACGGUCAACAACGCGGAACUGUUGGCCAGUUUCGCGUCG